AUGGUCGCCACCGGCUUCGCUAUUGCCUCUCUCUUCAUCGCCGCCGCCUUCGGGAAGCCCAUGGCGCGCAGCAUGAAGGUGCACGAGACCCGCGAGGGCGUCCCCAGCGGUUUUUCGGUCAAGGCUGCGGCGAGCCCCGACCAGACUCUCAAGCUCAGGAUCGCGCUCACCCAGAGCAACUUCCCCGAGCUCGAGAGCCGUCUCUACGACGUCUCGACCCCGUCGAGCGCGAAUUACGGCAAGCACCUUUCCAAGGCUGAGGUCAACGAGCUCGUUGCCCCGACCCAGGAGAGCAUCGACGCUGUCAACGCGUGGCUCGCGGAAAACGACAUCACCGCGACGAGCACCACCUCCACCGGCAGUUGGCUGUCGUUCGAGGUCCCGGUCAGCAAGGCGAACGAGCUCUUCGACGCCGACUUCACCGUGUUCACCCACGACGACUCGGGCAUGGAGGCGGUCCGCACCCUCUCCUACUCUAUCCCGGCCGAACUCCAGGACCACCUCGACCUCGUCCACCCCACGAUCACCUUCCCGAGCCCGAACAGCCACCUCCCCGUGUUCGCCUCUCCGUUCAAGGGCGACCUCGCUUCCAACCAGACCCUGACGUCGCGCGCGGUCCCCUCGUCGUGCAAGAGCACCAUCACCCCGGCCUGCCUCCAGGCGCUGUAUGGGAUCCCGACCACCAAGGCCACCCAGUCCUCGAACAAGAUCGCUGUCUCCGGUUUCAUUGAGCAAUUCGCCAACCAGGCCGACCUCAAGACCUUCUUGACCAAGCUGCGCACGGAUCUCUCUUCGUCGACCACCUUCACCACCCAGCUCCUUGACGGCGGUUCGAACUCUCAGUCCGGCUCGCAGGCUGGCGUUGAGGCUAACCUCGACGUCCAGUACACCGUUGGUGUCGCCACCGGUGUUCCCACCGUCUUCAUUUCUGUUGGUGAGAACUUCCAGGACGGUGACCUCGAGGGCUUCCUCGACAUCGUCAACUUCCUCCUUGACGAGGACGCUCCUCCCGCGGUUAUGACGACCAGCUACGGUCAGGACGAGAGCACCAUCUCGCGCAACCUUGCCAACACCCUGUGCAACGCGUACGCGCAGCUCGGUGCCCGCGGUGUCUCCAUCCUCUUCGCCUCCGGUGAUGGUGGUGUUUCCGGUUCCCAGUCCCAGAGCUGCCGCACUUUCGUCCCGACCUUCCCCUCUGGCUGCCCCUUCAUGACCUCCGUCGGUGCCGUCACGGGCAUCUCGCCCGAGGCCGCCGCCUCGUACUCGUCCGGCGGCUUCUCGAACUACUUCGCCGCCCCCAGCUACCAGACGGCGUCGAUCAAGACCUACCUCUCCGCGCUCGGCUCGACCAACUCCGGCAAGUUCAACACCACCGGCCGCGGCUUCCCCGACGUCUCCGCCCAGGGCUCCAACUUCGAGAUCGUCGUCGACGGCCAGGCCGAGCUCGUCGACGGCACCUCGUGCGCGUCCCCGUCGUUCGCCUCCGUCGUCGGCCUCCUCAACGACCGCCUCGUCGCCGCCGGCAAGAGCCCGAUGGGCUUCCUCAACCCGUUCCUCUACUCCUCCGCCGGCGCCGCCGCGCUCAACGACGUCACCUCCGGCUCGAACCCCGGCUGCAGCACGAACGGCUUCCCGGCGAAGGCGGGCUGGGACCCGGUCACCGGGCUCGGCACGCCGAACUUCGCCAAGCUGCUCUCCGCGGUCGGCCUCUGA
Molecule: messenger RNA, 1713 nt
Organism: Epithele typhae
Lineage: Eukaryota; Fungi; Basidiomycota; Agaricomycetes; Polyporales; Epitheliaceae
Product: family S53 protease
Exons: 6
Coding region: 1-1713 (570 amino acids)
Biological process (GO): proteolysis
Molecular function (GO): serine-type endopeptidase activity; tripeptidyl-peptidase activity
Source: RefSeq, a predicted model, not a curated record